This is a messenger RNA of Zalophus californianus (California sea lion), 4267 nucleotides long. It is a transcript of the gene MMRN1, whose product is annotated as multimerin 1. NCBI's taxonomy places the organism in Eukaryota, Metazoa, Chordata, Mammalia, Carnivora, Otariidae. Gene Ontology annotation, molecular function: protein binding; extracellular matrix constituent conferring elasticity; calcium ion binding. Bases 95 to 3748 code for a protein of 1217 amino acids. The record is from RefSeq and is a predicted model, not a curated record. The transcript is spliced from 8 exons.
CUUAGCGGACUCAGUGUGGAAGUAGCUGUUGAAAAGACCAGAAGGACUGUUAUCUCCCAAUUUCGCAUGAGCUUCCUUGCUUCAAACUACUGAGAUGAAGAGAGCAAGGCUAUUUAUCCUGCUUUCUAGUUUAUGGAAUGGGGGCUUUGGGCUUAUCAACACCACGCAUACUUGGAUUACCCCUGAGGAUGCAAGCUCUCAGGAGAACAUGGCCUCUGCUACGGUUCCUUUAAAUAAAAUGCUGCCAACCCCUCAGAUCACAACAGCUGAGAUAGCCACAAUUCCUGAGGCAAGAACCUCUGAAGAGAGUCUUCUAAAAUCAACACUGCCUCCCUCAGAGACAGGCACACCUCCUGAGGGUGUGAGAAACCAAACUCUCACACCCCCAGGGAAGAUAGAAGGGGUGCUGAAGUUACUGCCUCUUACCCUCCCAACCAAACCUAGCCUCAAGUUCAGCCCAAGAGCAGAGUCAGUGGUCCUUUCCAACUCUACAAUGAAAUUUCUUCAGAGCUUUGCCACAAAGUCGAAUCAACAAGCGAUCUCUCCCAACUCAAUUGCAGGCGGCCUGGGAAAUCGGUCCCCACGGGAAACAUACCUCAGCAGAGGUGACAGCACUGGAAGCCAGAGAACCAACUAUCAAAAAUCAAGUUUUGAAACAACUAGAGGAAAGAAUUGGUGUGCUUAUGUACAUACCAGAUUAUCUCCCACAGUGAUUCUAGACAACCAAGUCACUUAUAUUCCAAGUGGGAGAGGGCCCUGUGGCUGGGCCGGUGGAUCCUGUCCUCAGAGAUCUCAGAAGAUAUCAAAUCCUGUCUACAGGAUGCAACAUAAAAUCGUUACCGCAUUGGAAUGGAAGUGCUGUCCUGGAUUCAGUGGAGCAAAAUGUCAACUAAAAGCCCAGGAGCAGCCGCCCUUGAUGCACAGCAAGCAGGCUGAGAGUCACACCGCCGGCGGCGCGGAGACCGCGGAGGAGGGGCCGCCGCAGCUGCAGCGAGACUGUGGUGACGCAGCAGUGACACAAAAGAUGACCGAGCAGAUGAACUACCAAGCAAUGAAACUGACCCUUCUCCAGAAGAAGAUUGACAAUAUUUCUUUGGCUGUGAGUGAUGUAAGGAACACGUACUCCUCCCUAGAAGGGAAAAUCAGUGAAGAUAAAGACAGAGAAUUUCAAUCUUUUCUAAAAGGUCUAAAAUCCAAAAGCAUUAAUGAUCUGGUAAAGAACAUAGUAAGAGAGCAAUUUAAAAUUUUUCAGAAUGACAUGCAAGAGACUAUAGCACAACUCUUCAAGACUGUAUCAAGAUUAUCAGAGGACCUUGAAAACACCAGACAAACAAUUCAUCAAGUUAAUGAAUCUGUGGUUUCAAUAGCAGUCCAGCAAAACUCUUUUUUAAUGCAAGAAAACAGGCCCACUUUGACUGAUGUACUAGAUCUAAAAAAUCACAUUGUGAAUAUAAGGCAAGAAAUGACCUUUACAUGUGAAAAGCCUAUUAAAGAACUAGAAGCAAAGCAAGCUCAUUUAGAAGGUGCUUUAGAACAGGAACAUUCACGGAGCAUUUUGUAUUAUGAAUCCCUCAACAAGACUCUUUCUAAAAUGAAGGAAGUUCACGAGCAGCUUUUAUCAACUGAACGAGUAUCAGAUCAGAGGAGUGUUCCAACUGCUGAAUCAGUUAGCAGUAAUGUCACUAAGCACAUGUCUGCUCUACAAGAGAAUAUAAAGAAGCAGGGUUUGAUGAUGCUGCAAAUGUUUGAUGAUUUGCACAUCCAAGACAGCAAGAUUAACAAUCUCACUAUUGCUUUGGAGAUAGAGAAAGAAUCUAUCAGGGGUGAAUGUGAAGACAUGCUAUCCAAGUGCAGAAAUGAUUUUAAAUUUCAAAUUAAGGACACGGAAGAGAAUUUACAAGUUUUAAACCAAACACUGGCUGACGUUCUCUUUCCAAUGGACAAUAAGAUGGAUAAAAUGAAUGAGCAGCUAAAUGACUUGACUUAUGAUAUGGAGAUCCUUCAACCCUUGCUUGAGCAGGCAGCACCAUUUAAAGAGACAAUGAUACAAGAACCACCAAAAGAAGUAAUAGCUACAAGGAAAAAAGUGGAAAACCUGACUAGUGCUGUCAACAGUCUAAGUAUUCUUAUCAAAGAACUUUCAAAAAGACACAACUCACUUAGGAAUGAAGUACAGAGUCGCAGUGAUGCCUUGGACAGACGUAUCAGUGAAUAUGCCUUAGAAAUGGAAGAUGGCCUAAAUAAGACAAUGACUAUUAUAAAUAAUGCCGUUGAUUUCCUUCAAGAUAACUAUGUGCUAAAAGAGACUUUAAGUACAAUAAAGUAUAAUCCCGAAGUCCAUCAUCCAUGUACCCAAAAUAUGGAAACUGUUUUGACAUUUAUUUCUCAAUUCCAACGCUUGAAUGAUUCCAUUCAGAUGUUGGUCAAUGACAAUCAGAGAUACAACUUUAUUUUGCAAGUUGCCAAGGUCCUUGCAGAUAUUCCUAAGGAUGAAAAACUAAGUCAGUCCAGCUUUCAAAAGAUUUAUCAAAUGUUCAAUGAAACCACUUCCCAACUGAUAAAAUACCAGCAAAAUAUGAGUUAUUUGGAGGAAAAUAUACUCUCAGCCACAAAGAUUUCCAAAAAUUUUGAAACUAGGUUGCAAGGUAUUGAGACUAAAGUGACCAAGACACUCAUACCUUAUUAUGUUUCACUAAAAAAAGGCAGUGCGACUACAAAUGAGAGAGACCAGGCUCUUCAACUGCACGUACUAACUUCCAGAUUUAAGGCGCUGGAAGCAAAAUCCAUUCACCUCUCAGUUCACUUCACUUCACUUAACAAAACUCUGUCUGAUGUUUUAAUCAUGUGUCAUAAUGCUUCUACACGUAUCUCAGAACUGAAUGCAACCAUACCCAAGCAGAUAGAAAGUUCCCUACCUGAUAUUCAGCUUCUUCAGAAAGGUCUGACAGAAUUUGUGGAAUCAAUAAUUGAAAUAAAAACUCAAAUUGCCAUAUCUAAUUUAACUUGGUAUAUAAAUCGAACACUGUCUGGUGGUCUUGCCAGUGUUGUCAAGUCUCAGAAGCAAAUAAAACCAGUGCUGAAGAAACCCAGUUCACUUAAAAAACCAGCAGUGAAUCUUACCACUGUCCUGAUAGGCCGGUCCCAAAGAAACACAGACAACGUUCUAGUUCCUGUAACAGAGGAGUAUUCAGAUUGUAGCAGGUCCCCGUGCCAGAACGGGGGCACGUGUAUAAAUGCAAGAGGGAACUCUGUCUGCGCUUGCCGACACCCUUUCACGGGUGACAAUUGCACCGUCAAGCUGGUGCAAGAAAACUCGUUGGCGCCAGAUUUUUCCAAAGGAUCUUACAGAUAUGCACCGAUGGUGGCCUUUUUUGCAUCUCACACAUAUGGAAUGACGACGCCCGGUCCUAUCCUAUUUAAUAAUUUGGACAUCAAUUAUGGAGCUUCGUAUACUCCAAGAACUGGAAAAUUCAGAAUUCCUUAUCUUGGGGUCUAUGUGUUUAAGUACACCAUUGAGUCAUUUAGUGCCCAUAUCUCUGGAUUUUUAGUGGUUGAUGGAAGAGACAAGCUUGCGUUUGAAUCUGAGAAUGUUAACGGUGAAAUACACUGCGACAGGGUUUUAACUGGGGAUGCUUUGUUAGAAUUAAAUUAUGGGCAGGAAGUGUGGUUGCGACUUGUAAAAGGAACAAUUCCCGCCAAAUUUCCCCCUGCUACGACAUUUAGUGGUUACUUGUUAUACCGUACAUAAAUUAGUGUGAAAGACAGACUAUCACCUUUACUGAGAAGGAGCCAGUGUUUUUAUUUGUCUUUGCCUGCACAUCUGCUCUGUUUUGGGCUUUUCUAACAUGAAAUGAAAAUCAGCUUUUUUAAUCUGAGGAAGGCUGUAAGUUUGUUUAUGUCAUAAGAUUAUUUGAGUAUCUUUUGGAUAACCUGUAUACAAAGAAGUUCUUGCUCCUAAAGUGAUUUAGUGGCAGAGAAAGUGAAGUGCAUUUGUUAACAUAACAGUUCUUAUUCUCUCGUCUUAAGUCAUUUUAACGUUAAGGUAAUCGAUUAAAUGGCAAUCAUUCAGUUUUGUCGGUCACAGUAAUCUUUCCAAUAAAAUGCUUACCUCUUGUUAUUCACUAUAUAUAUAAAUAUAUAACAUAUAUUUCCUAAAUUCACAAUUCAAAUAAAUUACUCAAAGACCAAGAAGUGUUGUUGUUGUUUUGUUUGUUUGUUUUUUAACUUUGAUUUUUACUCUUCACUAUUGUGUUGAUCAAUUUUAUAU